GGUUUAGAUAAGAGUUUAGGGCACAGGUAAUAUAAAUACAGAAAACUCCACAGCCAUACGGUUUUAGGGCUUAAACGAAGAAAAUUGAAGCCGGAGAAGAGGGCUCUUCAUUAGGAAGGAGCUGUACUGUCUUAUCCAAAUCGUCCAACAAACAAAAGGAUGGAUCGUUAUCAGAAGGUUGAGAAGCCUAGAGCAGAGCAACCAAUUGAUGAGAAUGAGAUCCGAAUUACUAGCCAGGGAAGGAUGCGAAGCUAUAUCACCUAUGCAAUGACAUUGCUUCAGGAAAAAGGAUCAUCAGAGAUUGUAUUUAAAGCAAUGGGAAGAGCCAUCAACAAGACUGUUACUAUUGUGGAAUUGAUAAAGAGGCGAAUUGUUGGGCUUCAUCAAAAUACAUCCAUUGGAUCCACAGACAUAACUGACACCUGGGAACCUUUAGAGGAAGGAUUACUUCCUCUCGAGACCACAAGACAUGUUUCAAUGAUCACCAUAACUCUCUCUAAGAAAGAGCUGAAUACAUCAUCUAUCGGAUACCAACCACCAUUGCCAGCUGACCAGGUCAAGGUGGCAACUGAAUUUGAAUAUGAUGGAGAAGGAUCACCAACUGCAAGAGGCAGAGGUCGUGGUGGAAGGGGGAGAGGGCGUUCUAGACCUGCACCAGGAAAUGGUUAUGGGCCAGAUGAGUAUGAUGAUGGGGGUUGGGAUGGUCCCGGUGGGUAUCCUCCCAGGGGUAGGGGAAGGGGAAGGGGACGUGGGUUCCGUGGGCGUGGAAGGGGAAAUUACAAUAAUGCCCCUUACAUGGACACUCAACAGGAAGUAGGAGGGUACAACAACCAAGAGUCUCCAAGGGGUAGGGGUCGUAAUUUCCGUGGGCGUGGAAGGGGUGGCUACAACAAUGGCCCUUACAUGGAAAACAACCAACAAGAUUUUGGUGGGUACAACAAUCAAGAGUCUCCCAGGGGUAGAGGACGUAAUUUCCGUGGUCGUGGAAGGGGUGGUGGUUACAAUAAUAAUAAUAAUGAUAUCAAUAAUAAUAAUAAUAAUGCUUAUAUGGAUAAUCAACAAGAUGUUGGAGGCUACAAUCAAGAAUUUCGAGGGCGUGGUCGUGGGAGGGGGACACGUGGCAGGGGACGUGGGUUCAGGUCAAACAGGCCAAAUCAAGGUGCAGGUGUUGGUGGUGGUGAUUAAAAAAAAGGUGGCUAUGUUUUUUUUUAUCAUGUGUUUGGAUGAUGAUGAUGCCUGGCAUUUCUAUGUUUGGUUUUUGAAUUUUUUUUUAUUAAAAGUUUGGGAUAAUUUGACUUAGGAAAUGAGUUUGUACCAAAAGUGUAGACUAAGUUUUAGUACCUUUUUUUUUUAUUGUUAUUUGAUUUUUUCAAUUUUUAUUGUAAUUUUUGUUCUUGAGUUUUGGCUGUAGGAUUUAUAGUUCAUGUGUUUGAUUUUCUAGUA
Molecule: messenger RNA, 1443 nt
Organism: Lactuca sativa (garden lettuce)
Lineage: Eukaryota; Viridiplantae; Streptophyta; Magnoliopsida; Asterales; Asteraceae
Product: Alba DNA/RNA-binding protein
Molecular function (GO): RNA binding
Source: RefSeq, a predicted model, not a curated record